AUGGUCGUUAAGACUUCACUCGACACCACAUUCGUUCUACAAGGGUCGUGGAGCCUUUCAUCUCUCGUUAUACUUACCUGGAUAAUGUCGCCGAAUAUCUGGUUCUUCCGCCGCCAGUCCGGCACAUUCAAGGUCCUGGUCCGUGCGUCCCUUAAUCUCAUCAAGGCCCUUCCUUUCUCCCAGCCACGGCCCCAACGUCGGAAGGUGGCGCUAUUGGUUGGCAUCACCUAUUCCGAGUCGCUACCGACGCUUGGAUGGAGGUUGAAGGAGCCGACGAACGACGUGGCCAGCGUGAAGAAGGUCCUUAUAGAACGCUUCGGGUUUGAAGAUAAGGACGUCAUCGUGCUGUCAGAAGGCGACCCAUCAUCGCAACGUCCAACGCAAGAGAACAUUUCAACUCAUCUAGAGGCGUUCAUCUUACCCGAGGAGAAUGUUGACUAUUUCUUCCUCUAUUCUGGUCAUUCAUCACAGCGCAAAGACGUCGCGGGCAUUGAAGAAGAUGGGCAGGAAGAAUUUAUUAUCCCAUGCGAUGCUGUGCACCCUGUCAAGGGCGACAUUCUAGAUGACAAGACCAUCUCCGAUAAGAUGUUGAAUGAGAAGCUGGUAAAGCGUCUCAGGAAGGGCUGUCGCCUUAUGGCGAUCGUCGACUCGUGUCACUCCGGAACUCUUCUUAAUCUACGCCAUCAACGCUGUAACCGGGCAGGAGAUGUCAAGAGUACCCUACGUCGUGUCGCUCGACGUGUGGUUGUCGAGCCCAUCUUCGAUCGUUUACAGCAAAGAUGCCUCGCAGAGAAGAUCCGCAAGUCUGAUAGAAGCUGCUCGGGAUUCUGUCCUCGACUGCCAAUCCAGAUCGGCGAGAAGCCGCUGGCGAUCUGCAUAUCGGCGUGCAGAGACCACGAGGAAACUUUCGAGUCUGAGAGAUGCAAACAUCGAACCAUGACUCAGUCUAUUGUAUCUCUUCUUGAAACUUCGAAUAGGCGGCCAACGUUGGAAGAGAUCAUGGAGAACGCGAGAGAACACGCCCGCAAUGUGAAGGAGAAUAUGAGAGACGAAGUCGACGAGCGCAUCAAGAGCGAGUGCCAUACUUUCCUCUCUCGUAUCAUGAACCGCCCGUACGCGGACGUCAAGAAGAGUUGCAGAGGGAGCUGGGAACCUCAGAUGUCGAGCAAUCAUCCUUUGAACAUGAAGGCUCAACUUCGUCUGUAG
Cyclocybe aegerita is the source of this 1206-nucleotide messenger RNA. Lineage: Eukaryota; Fungi; Basidiomycota; Agaricomycetes; Agaricales; Hemipholiotaceae. The record is from the annotation of a GenBank genome assembly.